CCCACUCGAGAGCCGGUCUCUGCUGGCAGCUUCUUCCGGAGUGAUGUCUCACCGGAAGUUCUCAGCGCCCCGCCAUGGCUCCCUGGGCUUCCUGCCUCGGAAGCGUAGCAGCCGGCACCGGGGCAAGGUGAAGAGUUUCCCCAAGGAUGACCCCUCCAAGCCCGUGCACCUCACGGCCUUCCUGGGCUACAAGGCGGGCAUGACCCACAUUGUUCGGGAGGUCGACAGGCCUGGAUCCAAGGUGAACAAGAAGGAGGUGGUAGAGGCCGUGACGAUCGUGGAGACCCCACCCAUGGUGGUGGUGGGCAUCGUAGGCUACGUGGAGACCCCGAGAGGCCUCCGCACCUUCAAGACCAUCUUCGCGGAGCACAUCAGUGACGAGUGCAAGAGGCGCUUCUACAAGAAUUGGCAUAAGUCCAAGAAGAAGGCUUUCACCAAGUACUGCAAGAAGUGGCAGGAUGAAGACGGCAAGCGCCAGCUGGGGAAGGACCUGGCCAGCAUGAAGAAGUACUGCCAGGUCAUCCGGGUCAUUGCCCACACGCAGAUGCGCCUGCUGCCCCUGCGCCAGAAGAAGGCACACUUGAUGGAGAUUCAGGUGAAUGGUGGCACCGUGGCUGAGAAGCUGGACUGGGCCCGUGAGCGGCUGGAACAGCAGGUCCCUGUGAACCAGGUGUUUGGCCAGGAUGAGAUGAUCGAUGUCAUCGGGGUGACCAAGGGCAAAGGCUACAAAGGGGUCACCAGCCGCUGGCACACCAAGAAGCUGCCCCGCAAGACCCACCGUGGACUGCGGAAGGUGGCCUGUAUCGGAGCCUGGCAUCCUGCCCGCGUGGCCUUCUCCGUGGCUAGGGCUGGGCAGAAAGGCUACCACCACCGCACCGAGAUCAACAAGAAGAUUUACAAGAUCGGCCAGGGCUACCUCAUCAAGGAUGGCAAGCUGAUCAAGAACAACGCGUCUACUGACUACGAUCUGUCCGACAAGAGCAUCAACCCUCUGGGCGGCUUUGUCCACUACGGGGAAGUGACCAACGACUUCGUGAUGCUGAAAGGCUGCGUGGUGGGGACCAAAAAGCGAGUUCUGACGCUGCGCAAGUCCCUUCUGGUGCAGACCAAGCGCCGGGCCCUGGAGAAGAUAGACCUCAAGUUCAUCGAUACCACCUCCAAGUUUGGCCAUGGCCGCUUCCAGACAGUGGAGGAGAAGAAAGCUUUCAUGGGACCACUCAAGAAGGACCGAAUCGCCAAGGAAGAGGGCGCCUAACUUGCAGCUUCUCAAUAAACCUUUCUUACUCA
This is a messenger RNA of Suncus etruscus (white-toothed pygmy shrew), 1287 nucleotides long. It is a transcript of the gene RPL3, whose product is annotated as ribosomal protein L3. NCBI's taxonomy places the organism in Eukaryota, Metazoa, Chordata, Mammalia, Eulipotyphla, Soricidae. Gene Ontology annotation, biological process: translation; ribosomal large subunit assembly. The transcript has 10 exons. Bases 44 to 1255 code for a protein of 403 amino acids. Gene Ontology annotation, cellular component: cytosolic large ribosomal subunit; ribosome. Gene Ontology annotation, molecular function: RNA binding; structural constituent of ribosome. The record is from RefSeq and is a predicted model, not a curated record.